GCCAUCUACUGAGCUGGAAGACGAACUGCUCCUCGGCAGCUGCUCCUAAUAAAGCUACUCUCAAAAUAGCAUUAACAGCAAAUGAAUGUAAAGUACGACUUAAAGUUCUUUCAUCUUUUUAAUGAAUGUAUUUAUAUUGGUGUAGAGGGAAAGUUCUGAAGUCGCUUUGGCUCACGAUGGUGGAUGAACAGUCAAUCAGAUAAAAUGUUCAGAAGUGAAAUCUGAAACUUGCUUGACAAAUACAGGCAGGUCAUUGUUGAAUGACUGCACUGAAGAGUGAAUGCAAGAUAUGGGUGAAUCAGCUUUACUGACAGAUCAUUUUUCACUAUUUCUCAUGAGGAUGAGAGUGAACAGAGGCUAAACAGGACCUGUGCAAUAACACCUUGAUGUUGAAUCCUGCUGUUAUUUGAUCAUUAUCAUCAUCUACCUUCUGUUUUCCUGCAUAUCUCAGAUUCCAGCUCUGUUCGAUCACACCUGUUUGACAAACUGCUCACUAGUUUUCUCCGCCUUCAAAUGUUCUGAUCCUUCUUAUCUCCUGGCGCCACAUGUGUAACAUAUUAAAAUACCUGCAAAAAAUACAGUUAAAUGCAAAAACAUAGUUGUGCCUUAUAGCCCCUUUCCUCGAUUAACAUAUUUAACCUUUACUUAAUCUUUAAAUCAUCAGUGUAAAAGUUCAGAAGAUUUGGUUCAAGAGGUAUUUUUGUUCUCGAGUCCAAAAUUAGAGCUCCAGCUGUUUCUGUUGGAGUAAAGGUUUCAUUUUGUGCGGCGUCUCUAAAGACAGGGGUGCUUAUGUUAUCAUCACCUGAACACACACAUCUGAGUUAUUUUUCAAACCAGACAGCGGAGAUGUUGAAACUAUGUAGUGCUGAAGCAAUGACUUCUUGUCCCUGUACCAAAAACAUGCCUGAGGGAUCAGAUUUACAACAUGUCAUAUACAUAAUAGAUCCCUUAAUGGUGUAAUUUAUGCCAUGAGAUCAAUCAAUCAAAAACAAGAACAAAAAAAAGAAUGCAGAUGUUUCUGUUCUGACUAGUUUCUGCAAAACCUUACUGUUAAAACCUCUUUAGGUCACUGAGACUGUAAAAGAGAAAAGCUACUCAUUAGGGAACACACACAAUAUACAUUUUACAAGUUUUUGACCUUUAGUGUCAGUUGAGCUUUUAUUAUUUUUUUGGCCCACAAAGUAGCUGAAAUGUUUUAAAUGAUUUUAAAGUGUGUGUAAAAAUGAACAGGGUGGUCAAACAGGAGGGAGGUGCUUCUUGAUCUCCACAGCCAAUGAAAUUUAAGGAUGCAAUUGCUGGUAUUGAGUCCAGUAUUUAAAGGCUUUGCCAUUUGAAAUUCUCAUAUCUGGACAGAGACCAAAGAUGAGACAGACGGGGACAUAUCUGCUGUGCCUUUUUGGGGCUCUGCACUGCUUGUUGAUUCUGCCAGUGUCGCAGGCCACAUCUCUAACAAAAGUCUCCAAGGACAAAGCAUCUAAUCCAGCCGUCAGCAUUGACUCUGAACAGGCCCAUGAUUUUCUGGCACAUGCACGUCUGAGGAGAUCCGCUGACCCCAACUGGCAUCGCAAAAACCCAGAUUUUCAGUCCUACUAUCGUUACUACAGCAGUAUUGGGCACACUGAAGGGCUCUAUGAGAUAGACAGACUUCGAAUGCUUUACCAGCGGAUGCGACAUCUGGAGCUCACUUAUGGCCCCGAUGCAUCCAAAUACCAGAAUGCCCUUGGUCUUCAACUUAAGUCAACACCUCCACCCACAACCCAGCCUCCACCCCCUACCUUACCACCUGUCUCCAAGAUGGAUGUCAUGUACCUGUGUAAUUCAAAAGAUCCCCAAUGCAAGCCACAUAUUGUGUACCUGCCUGCCGGUGGGGUACCUGUACUUUGCGAUCCUCGUUACCACCCAAACUGUAAACUCAGUCCUGUCCAGGAGCACCCCUCUCCACCUGUAACUGCUUCAGAGCCAGUGACGUCUGCCCCUCCUCCCCCACAAAAAUCCACUCCACCACCACCUCCUCCUCCAAUGAUUAUCAAAGGAAUGGAGUAUGACUGUGAUCCCUACUGGGACCCUGACUGCCUCAUUGACAAUCCUCCCCGGCCAGUAAAGAUGAUUGAAUCACAACCAGUGCUCCCAGCUGAGAAGUUAAAAAAGGAAACAGGGAACAAAGUAAUCCUAAAUGAUCCAGUUCCGACCUAUGAUCCAUAUGACUUCAAUCAAGAUCUAUAUGAUCCAUUCCGCCAUGCAGCUCCAGCCCCUUGAUUUUCUGUUUCAGUCUAAAAAAAUAUGCAUUUAAUAAUUUACCCUUACAUUCAUGUUUUUUUUAAUCCAAGUGAUGUAUCAUUUGUAACAUAUAGUAAACCAUGGCCUUAUUUAUAAUAUGUGGCUAAUAUUAGAUUUAAAUUCUUUAAAUAAAACAAAUGUGGAGGCCAGAAUAAAAGAAUUUGGACAGUUA
This is a messenger RNA of Megalobrama amblycephala (Wuchang bream), 2449 nucleotides long. It is a transcript of the gene and3, whose product is annotated as actinodin3. The record is from RefSeq and is a predicted model, not a curated record. NCBI's taxonomy places the organism in Eukaryota, Metazoa, Chordata, Actinopteri, Cypriniformes, Xenocyprididae. The transcript is spliced from 6 exons. Bases 1363 to 2256 code for a protein of 297 amino acids.